AUGUCGCGUACCACCCCUUCAGAUGAUCCGACAACCCCACUGUUACAAUCGGCUGUGGCGAAACCUGUAGCAGGCGCAUAUCAGACACUAGAACCACAGAGAGACGUUGACAGUGAACUGAAUCGACCAGAACUAGCUCUAGCAAGGUGGAAUGGGUCUGCCAUUCAGACAUGGCGGGUGCUCGCUACCUUCUUUUGCUUCAUUGUGGUCGGUGCGAACGAUGGCACAUACGGAGCACUCGUCCCUUAUCUUUGUGACUACUACGAAUUAGACUAUGCCGCUGUGUCUGUGGUCUUUCUUUCCCCUUGUGUCGGGUAUGUUGCUGCUGCGCUAGUCAGCAAUUGGACUCAUGAGCGCUUUGGACAGCGCGGCGUUGCACUUCUGGGAUCGACAUGUCAUAUAGUUGCCUAUGUCGCCUGUUCACAACAUCCGCCCUACCCCGUCCUUGUCUCCCUCUUUGUGUUGGCUGGACUAGGUAAUGGUGUGCUCGACGCCGCAUGGAAUGCUUGGAUUGGUGUUAUGGCACAGAGCAGCAGAUUGAUGGGAAUCCUCCAUGGCUUCUACGGCGUUGGUGCGGCAUUAGCGCCGCUGACUGCUACCUCUCUGAUUACCAGUCGUGGAUGGCACUGGUAUCAGUAUUACUAUCUCAUGGCGGGUGGCGCCAUCAUUGAGGUUGUGACGCUAACUCUUGCGUUCUGGUCGGCGCGAGGUAGUUCGGCCAAGGUAGAGCAUCAAAGCAACGGGAACGGAGCCGAUACCAAGCUCUCCUGGAGGGAAAGGUUGCGCGGUAACCCCACAAUACAGUCGCUAGAGUCAGCGGCAACGUGGAUAAUCUGUCUAUUCAUUUUUAUUUAUGCCGGGAUUGAAAUCACCUUGGGUGGUUGGGUUUUCACCUACCUUGUCCGCCAACGAGGCAUACCUCCAUUCGCGGCGGGUAUGGCAAAUUUUGCUUACUGGGCAGGGCUAACGUUGGGCCGUGUGCUCCUCGGAUUCUUGACGACAUAUCUUCAAAUCGGCCAAUACACGGUGAUUGUGUACCUGGCAGCUUGCUUGGCAUUCCAUAUUGUGUUCUGGCUGGUGGAGGAGAUAAAGGUCUCCGUAGCUGCAGUUGCCUUGCUAGGAUUUUUCCUCGGCCCAUUGUUCCCAGAAGCAGUCAUUGCCUUGGCACAUCGUUUACCCAAGCAUUUGCAUAUCGCAGGUAUUGGGAUCGCCGUCGCUCUAGGGAGUGCUGGUGGUUGUGUGUUCCCAUUCAUAACGGGGGCCCUGGCAAAGGUGGCAGGCAUCCAAAUUCUGCAGCCAGUGGUUCUAGGGAUGCUCGUUCUUUGCUUAUCAAGUUGGAUUGUCUUUGUAUCGAUGUCAAUGCGGGAAUCAUUUUGA
Molecule: messenger RNA, 1377 nt
Organism: Aspergillus viridinutans
Lineage: Eukaryota; Fungi; Ascomycota; Eurotiomycetes; Eurotiales; Aspergillaceae
Exons: 3
Coding region: 1-1377 (458 amino acids)
Biological process (GO): transmembrane transport
Cellular component (GO): membrane
Molecular function (GO): transmembrane transporter activity
Source: RefSeq, a predicted model, not a curated record